This is a messenger RNA of Malania oleifera, 822 nucleotides long. RefSeq names its product epidermis-specific secreted glycoprotein EP1-like. The coding region runs from base 1 to 822 and encodes 273 amino acids. The transcript is spliced from 2 exons. Lineage: Eukaryota; Viridiplantae; Streptophyta; Magnoliopsida; Santalales; Ximeniaceae. The record is from RefSeq and is a predicted model, not a curated record.
AUGACUUCCUUCUUUCUCCCAUUUUUCCUGCUCACCAUCUUCUCCAUUGCUGCAGAAGCUUCAGUUCCUCCUUGCAACACCUUCAUUUUCCUCAACGGAGCAGAAUCCGAACCCCGCACCGCUGAGUACGACUCAGACUGCAGCCUCCUCCCGCUUUCCAACUCCCCGUUUCACCUUUCCUUCUGCGCCACCGCCUCCAGCGACGCCUUCACCCUUGCUCCCAAUCCCUCUUCCUCUGCUGGGUCUGGUAAGCCAGCCGCGGCAACCCCGUCCGCCGCACCGCCACCUUCUUCCUCCGCUCCGAUGGCAACCUCGUCCUCGCCUACGCCGAGGGCCACGUCACCUGGAACGCAUCGCUGGGGUCCAAAUCGUCCCCGACGGCAACACGGUGCUUUAAUUUACGACUCCGCGGGUGAUUAUGUUCGGCAGAGUUUCGAUCAUCCGACAGAUACCCUCUUGGUGGGUCAGUCCCUUCGGGUCGGAGGAUUCGGUAGGGUGAUGGGCUGGGACUCGGAUUUGGAUAACUCGGAGGGUGAUUGUAGCUUGGCGUUGAAGCCCAAGAGACUGGCUGUGCAUCAUAAGAGUAAAACCUCCCCAAAACCCUAUAAGCUUCUUGAGUGGUUAAAUUGGGGAAUCUGGGGAUUGCCGGAUUGGGGAUUAGAGUUAGGGUUUCUCACUUUCUCAAUUUCUCUGCGCUCUGCGCCUCUGUUGAGUGCUGAUCUGCUUCGCACAGUGCACACCCGCAGGCCGCAACUCUCCUGCCUCUCCAUUGGACCAGUGGACCACCUCUCGGAGUCGACAAAUCCCCUCUGGCCUCUUUGA